Molecule: messenger RNA, 759 nt
Organism: Pyricularia grisea
Lineage: Eukaryota; Fungi; Ascomycota; Sordariomycetes; Magnaporthales; Pyriculariaceae
Exons: 1
Coding region: 1-759 (252 amino acids)
Molecular function (GO): S-adenosylmethionine-dependent methyltransferase activity
Source: RefSeq, a predicted model, not a curated record
AUGUCACAGGAAUCCUCCUACAACACCCGCCGCGCACACAUUGAAGCACACUACCUCCUGCCCUAUCUCCGCCCCAACCAUGUAGUCCUCGACGUCGGGUCUGGUUCCGGCAGCAUAACCCGCGACCUGGCCAUCAUCUGCAAGGAGGGCCACGUAACCGGGAUCGACAUCUCCCCAGCGAUGGUGUCUUUUGCGCAGGAAGAGCAGCAGCGGGCCCCCGACAGCCCGCCAAACCUCUCUUUCCAGGUCGGCGACGCUCAGGACCUGUCCGUGUUCCCGGACGCCAGCUUCGACGUCGUCCAUGCGCACACGUGCUGCACUCACAUCCCGGACCCGGUGCAGGCUCUGCGCGAGUUCCGCAGGGUGGUCAAGCCGGGCGGGGUGGUGGCCCUCCGCGACCCGCUGGACAUUGUGCACGAGAUCAAGUGGACGCCCGAGGUCCCCGGCCUCGAGCUGCACGCCGUCUAUGCUGCCGCCCUGCUGACCGCCCGCGGCGGCCACCCAAGGACGGGCGCGAUGCUGGAGGGAUGGGCGCGCGAGGCGGGCUUCACGCGGAUGGUCUGCGGGGUCGGCGAGGCGCGGUCCGCCGAGGCGCUGCAGGUGGUUGGUCGAGGCAUCGGGGUUGAAGAUGCGCUUGACAAGGGGAUUUUGAGCGAAGAGGAGUUGGUGAAAUUGAGGACUGCGUAUGAGGUAUGGGCUGGGACUGAAGGUAGGGAAAAGAUUGCACGGUGUGCAGAGAUGCUUUGCUUCAAGGAUUGA